CGGCGCGGCGCGGGGCCAUGCGGCAGCCCGGGGCGGCGGCGGCGGCAGCGGCGGCAGCGGCGGCGGCGCCGCCUUCCUGCCCGCGGCGCGGCGGCCGGAGCGCCCCGCGCAGCCAUGGGCGAUGGGUGGCUGCCGCCAGACUGCGGCCCCCAGAACCGCUCCGUCGCCGGCGGCGGGGUGACCGCCGCGCCGCCCGGGAGCCGGCAGCUGCCCGCCGAGCUGCUGUCGCAGCAGUGGGCUGUGGGCAUGAGCCUGCUGAUGGCCCUGGUGGUGCUGCUCAUCGUGGCCGGUAACGUGCUGGUGAUCGCGGCCAUCGGGCGCACGCAGCGGCUGCAGACCCUCACCAACCUCUUCAUCACCUCGCUGGCCUGCGCCGACCUGGUGAUGGGGCUGCUGGUGGUGCCCUUUGGGGCCACACUGGUGGUGCGGGGCACCUGGCUCUGGGGGUCGUUCCUCUGUGAGUGCUGGACCUCCCUGGACGUGCUCUGCGUGACGGCCAGCAUCGAGACCUUGUGCGUCAUUGCCAUCGACCGCUACCUGGCCAUCACCUCGCCUUUCCGCUACCAGAGCCUCAUGACCAAGGGUCGGGCCAAGGGCAUCAUCUGCACCGUCUGGGCCAUCUCGGCCCUGGUCUCCUUCUUGCCCAUCAUGAUGCACUGGUGGCGGGACGAGGACCCCCAAGCGCUGGAGUGCUACCAGGACCCGGGCUGCUGCGACUUCGUCACCAACAGGGCUUACGCCAUUGCCUCGUCCAUCAUUUCGUUCUACAUCCCCCUUCUCAUCAUGAUCUUUGUGUACCUCCGGGUGUACAGAGAAGCCAAGGAGCAGAUCAGGAAGAUCGAUAGGUGCGAGGGCCGGUUCUACAGCAGCCACGAGCAGCCGCAGGCACCCCCUCACCCUCACCCCCACCACCACCCCAUCCUUGGCAACGGCCGCGCCAGCAAGCGGAAGACCUCCCGCAUCAUGGCCAUGAAGGAGCAGAAAGCCCUCAAGACUUUGGGCAUCAUCAUGGGGGUGUUCACCCUCUGCUGGCUCCCUUUCUUCCUGGUCAACAUCGUCAACGUCUUCAACAGGGACCUGGUGCCGGACUGGCUCUUUGUCUUCUUCAACUGGCUGGGCUACGCCAACUCCGCUUUCAACCCCAUCAUCUACUGCCGCAGCCCCGACUUCCGCAAGGCCUUCAAGAGGCUUCUCUGCUGCCCGCGGAGAGCCGGCCGGCGGCUGCACGCCAGCGGCGGGGACCUGGCCCGCCUGCCGGGGGGCUUCGUCAGCACCGUGGGCUCCCCCGAGCGCAGCCUGGCCGGGACCUGGUCCGACUGCAACGGGGGCGCGCAGGGCGGCAGCGAGUCCAGCCUGGAGGAGAGAAAUAGCAAAACGUCCGAUUCCGAGUCCAAGGGAACAGUCAGGCUAAUGGAUUUUCAUUGCCUUCUGCUUCUGUUCACCAGUCUAGGUGAAUUCAAAACACUGCUGCACGUGUGUGCUCUUUCCAUGCUCACUUGUCGCAACUUCAAGUAUUUGGAGUUUAGCAAACAUAUUGGUUACCACCAUCAGUGCCACCCCAACUGGUGAGGAAAACGUGCAGGUUAACCCCCUGUAUCCAACGAUGACUUGUGUCCUGCUGCGUGGACAUCUGUGUUUUAUGCUAGGUAGCGGCAAGUACGCAAUUCCUUACUUAGAGUGGACACUGGUUUCCUACUAUUAUGAGCUCUGGCUUCGAUGUCCUUCAAGAGAGACAUCAUUUCCCCACUGGGUUCACCAAAAACUGGUUGGGUCUCUAAACCCCUCCUUAGUUUACAGGCUUUGCCGAGCGUGCCGUAGGGCUUUUUAUUGGGGAAGGAAGGGAGGUGGUGUAGGAGGAAGCUAUUACAAAGCUAUAUAACGUAAACAGCUUUCUCAUGUAAACUCCAAGCUUGGCAAGGAAGAGGUUAAAGCUAGGGGGUAGCUGGGGGGUACUUAUUAGGGCAAAGAUAUAAAUAGAAAGUCGGGAAGCCUAGGGAGGGGCAUGGGGGAAGGGGAAACCAUCAGUUGACCCUGGAUGGGGUGGACUCCAGCAGCUUGGUGAGAGCCCCCGGCUGCUCUGCCCUCAGGUUUGGACCUGGGUCUUCCCUAAGGCAUCACCCCGCAGAGGGGGGAUGCUCAGACAGAAACCCUGCAUAACUGACCGGGAGUCGUGUUUGUUCAAAGCUGAACUUGAAAGGUGUUUGGGUCACUUGAAAACUUUCUGCAGAGCCAGAAACUGCUGCUGCUCCUGCCUGCCCUUUCCUGCCCCAAACCUUCGCUGGGUCCACCAGCGCCUGCCCAGAGCCAGGGAGCUGCUCCCUGCCCGCUCGGAUGGCUGGAGCAGG
Molecule: messenger RNA, 2345 nt
Organism: Falco peregrinus (peregrine falcon)
Lineage: Eukaryota; Metazoa; Chordata; Aves; Falconiformes; Falconidae
Gene: ADRB1
Product: adrenoceptor beta 1
Exons: 2
Coding region: 115-1569 (484 amino acids)
Biological process (GO): norepinephrine-epinephrine-mediated vasodilation involved in regulation of systemic arterial blood pressure; positive regulation of heart rate by epinephrine-norepinephrine; adenylate cyclase-activating adrenergic receptor signaling pathway
Cellular component (GO): membrane
Molecular function (GO): beta1-adrenergic receptor activity
Source: RefSeq, a predicted model, not a curated record